Molecule: messenger RNA, 2211 nt
Organism: Scomber japonicus (chub mackerel)
Lineage: Eukaryota; Metazoa; Chordata; Actinopteri; Scombriformes; Scombridae
Gene: jam2a
Product: junctional adhesion molecule 2a
Exons: 11
Coding region: 351-1280 (309 amino acids)
Biological process (GO): leukocyte tethering or rolling
Cellular component (GO): tight junction; protein complex involved in cell adhesion; cell surface
Source: RefSeq, a predicted model, not a curated record
CAUCCAUCCGGCUCCCUUAACAGUAACCGAGGCACACCGUGUCCCAGCCCAGCUCCCCCCCAACCCCCUCAGUUAGGACACCGGGUACUCCAGCGCGAUCAGUCCCGUAGGUGCGUCCGGCUCACCCGCUCCUCUCCUCUCCUCUCCUCUCGUUUCGCUGUGCAGUGCCGGUCCGGUCCGGUCCCGGUCGGGUCGCCCCCCCCCCCUCGCCCCCUCCCCCGCGGAGAACAGUACUCCCUGAGCUGGAUGAAUUAUUGGAGAGUUGUGAACAAGUGCGAGAAGAAAGCUGAGGCUCAGGAUCUGCCUCCUCGCUCCGUCCAGGGAAGACACAGCCAGAGUUGUGGACGAUAAUGGAGGGGACGUCCCUGUAUCUUCCUAUUGUUAUUUUACUCAUGCAAUGUUCCCCCUCCGUUCCUGUUAUCGUGUCGAGCAAGCAACACAAGGUGGAGGUGCGGGAGUUCUUAGAUGCGGUCCUGUCCUGCGAGUUCCGCACAGAGAGGGACCAGAACCCACGCAUUGAGUGGAAGAAGAAGGGGAAAGAUGUCUCCUUUGUGUACUUUGACGGAAGCUUCAAAGGUCCCUUUGAAGGUCGGGCUACCAUUGCAGGGGCGACAGUGACACUGAAAAGGGUGACCCAGGAGGAUGCUGGGGAGUACCGUUGUGAGAUCAGCGCUCCUAAUGAUUCUGUAAAUCUGGGCGAGACUAAUGUCACCCUCAAAGUCCUGGUGCCCCCACACACCCCGUCCUGUGAAAUCCCGAGUUCAGCAGUGACAGGCUCAGUGGUGCAGCUGCGCUGUAGGGACCAGCAGAGCAUCCCGCCUGCUACAUACUCCUGGUACAAGGACGACCAGCCAAUGAGCCCGGCGCGGCGCGCUAACGCCACCUAUGUAAUCAACCAAUACACAGGAAUACUGGAGUUUAAAACUGUGGCCAAAGAGGACACCGGUACAUACCGCUGCAAGGCUACCAACGGGGUGGGACCAGCCAAGACGUGUGAGGGCAAGCGCAUGACGAUAGAGGACGUCAAUGUCACAGCUGUGGUGGCAGCGGUGGUGGUGGUCUGCCUGGUCAUUGUGGUCUUAGGAUGCGGGGGAUACCUCUUACAUCGCAAUGGCUUCUUCAGCCCAGGACACAGAGGAAGGUCAUUUUGGAUCUCCCAGUGUCAUGGGGCAGCCCACAUCAGCAGCCAAACCCUGCACAGAACUGAGGACACGUCCAAUGUCAACUACAUCCCUCCGCCCCAAGAAGAUUUCAAACACACCCAGUCAUUCAUGCUCUGAGAAGCUGGCCUUCCUUUAAGAAUACAUCACCCUCGUGAUACGGUGCCAACACUGGAUUCUGAUUUUUAUUUUUAUUUUUUUACUUCUCUGGACUCAGAAUGAGCUCUUGAUCUUCCAAUAAACGCUCAUUUCAAUCUUCCUCUACCACUCCUUUUGGAUGGGUCACGACAAACAUUUGCAAGGCUUCUUACUCUCUUGCUUUGCUGUGUGAGUCGCCUCUUUCAUAAAUGUUUUCUGCUCAUGUGGGAUUCAGUACAAUUUUAUGGCACUCUGCUCCCCCCUGGUGGUCAGAUGUUGAAAUUCCAAUUGAUCUCUAUUCAAAGAUCCAGGGACAGAGCUUUCUACACAUUUGGUUGUUUUCUUCCCCUCUGCAGGCCAAUCAUUUUAACUACCUAUGUUUUUUUUCUUUUACCAAAGACUGAUUGUUUAAAAAAGGGAUUUUUGUUGCUUUCAAAUUUUAAUCCUCACUGGAGAAUUCUCCUCAAAGCCAUAGGGAAAGUGUUUCAGUUGCAUGGUGGUUUUCAGUCUACUCAAAACAUAAAUGCAGUUUACCUCAGCGUCUGCCACAUGCAAGUUUUCUGUAAUACUGGGACCCCUGGCUACCAAGGGCCAGUCCAGGAAACUGCUCCAGCCAAUUAUUGAGACCAACCCCAUUCCAUCCUAAUGUGCCUGCAUGGUCUUUUUAUAUACAUACAUAUAUAUAUAUUCCUUGUGCCUUUUUAAUUUGUCUGUCGUAUUUAUCUAUGGAUCACAGUUUUUUGUAAAGAAUUUGCCUUACUUUUUUCUGUCUUUAUAUUUUUGUGCCACUGUUUAUCAAUGUUUAUCAAAUGGAGUGUCUGUUUUUAGACAGUGUGUGAAUGGUUGUUCAGAGUUUUAUUUGAAUGGUGUAUCAGUAAUAAAAAGGUUUUCUAUUAAAAGCCAAAUUUGCAAU